This is a messenger RNA of Ctenocephalides felis (cat flea), 2745 nucleotides long. RefSeq names its product kelch-like protein 26. Gene Ontology annotation, molecular function: protein binding. NCBI's taxonomy places the organism in Eukaryota, Metazoa, Arthropoda, Insecta, Siphonaptera, Pulicidae. The coding region runs from base 200 to 2083 and encodes 627 amino acids. The record is from RefSeq and is a predicted model, not a curated record. The transcript is spliced from 7 exons.
ACUAGAAGACCUUCUAAAAUGACAUAUUCUUCAUAGUGGAAUGAUUAAUAAAUUAUUAUAAAUUACUUGUUAACGAUUUAAUUAAAAUUUGCGCAGUGGCGGAAUGUGCACUUUCUCCACAUGCUAAGAUAAAUGACAUAUUUAAAACUAUUGAGUAAUGGUAUUCUCAGGUUUAGUUUGAAAACUGGUAAUACUCAUAAUGACAAAAGCUAAAGAUUUUAGCUUCUUGGAUAAACCAUUGAAUACUGUUUAUUUUGAUUCUCCAUCACACACUGGUACGUUAUUAUCUGGUUUACAUGAAUUAUGGAAAAAAGGUCAACUCUUGGACAUAACAUUGUUAGCAGAAGGAAUAGCAUUUAAGGCACAUAGAGCAGUUUUAGCAUCAUGUAGUGAUUAUUUUCGAGCCAUGUUUACUGAUGCCAUGCUAGAAGCAAGACAAAGUGAAAUUAGUUUGAAUGGAGUUACAGCAAAUGGAAUUAAAUUAUUAUUAGAUUACGCUUAUACAUCACGAUUAGCAUUAAAUUUAGCUAAUAUACAAGAUGUUUUAUCGGCUGCUAGUCAUGUUCAAGUUGAUGCAGUUGUCGAAGCAUGUUCUAAUUAUUUGCAGUCUCAAUUGGAUUUAGAAAAUUGUGUCGAUAUUGUAACAAUAGCUGAAACUUAUUCACUUGCUCAACUAAGACACAAAGUUUAUAGAUUUAUGAGUGGACAUUUACAAGAAUUUUCUGGUUCUAGUGAAUUUCAGUGCUUAUCAUUACAACAACUUGAACAUUUAUUAGUUUGUGAUUUUCCGGUGGAUUGCCCAGAAAAAGAAGUUCUAAAAAUAGUUUUAAAAUGGUUGAGAAAUAGGGAUCCAAUGGAAGCACAAAAAUAUGCACAAGCAUUGCUUCAGAGAGUACAUUUUUCUGAAAUUCAAAGAUGGGAAUUAGACUCAAUAUUAAAAGACCAAUUUAUAUAUGGUCAUGCAGCAUCAAAAAUGCCUUUAACUGAACAAUUUUUAUGCCGAAUGGUUCUUGCAGAAGCUUAUCGACAGACAAUACCCCAGGUCUCAACCUUAACAGAAGAAAUAAAAGAUAUACCUCUUGUUAAUUCGAGAGGUAUGGAACUAGCUGUGAUAAAAGUGGGAGGUUUUGGGAUUGGUGGGAUUACAAAUGAAAUAACAUAUUUCUUACCUAGCGUUGGAAAAUGGAGACACCUUACCUCAAUACCCCAUGUUGAACAAUGUAAUUUUGGCACUGCAGUUCUAGACAAUAAAUUAUUUGUUGUUGGUGGUUGCUUCAAUCAAUUACUGCAAGAAAAUAUACAUCCUUUUGGAUUCUGUUACAGUCCUAGAUCAAAUAAAUGGACUACAAUGGCGCCCAUGCAAAGGGAAAGAUGUAGAUUUUCUUUGAAUGUAGCUUCAGGGCGAUUAUAUGCUAUAGGGGGAGUUAGUGAAAUGGAUGAUUUGGAAAAUGUUGACGAAGAAGUCAGUGCCUGUGAGAGUUACGAUCCAGUUACUGAUACAUGGUUCAGUUUCAGACCCCUGCCUCAAUUUAGAACUCAGCAUGCUGGUGCUAGUUGGCCUAAAAGUGAUGCUAGUUCUAUUUUCAUAUCAGGAGGAUUGGAAAGAGAUAUGGUCUUGUCGUCUAUGGUUCGAUAUGAUAUAUUUGAAGAUAUUUGGGAAAACAAAGCAUCAAUGUUAACUCCGAGAGCAGAUCAUGUUAUGCUUUUGAUUGGAAAUAACUUAUAUGUCUGUGGUGGUUGGUAUGAAGACACGGAAACUGGAAAUCGUGUAUUAGUCGAUACAAUUGAUUUAUAUGAUGUCAGCACUAAUGUUUGGGAAACCAUCACCAGAGUUCCUACACCUAGAUAUCAUGCCGGAAUUGUUGCAGUAAAUACAAAAAUAUAUUUCAUAGGUGGGUUUCAUAGUGAUGUUAUGUUUGAUAGAGUUACAGCAGCUAUUGAGUGUUAUGAUAUUGAAAGCAAACAAUGGACAACAGCUGAUAAAUAUCCUCAAGAUAUUUGGGAACAUACUUGUGUAACAUUGUAUAUACCAAGAUGUAGGGACGAUAUGGAGGUAAUGAAAGAUAAUCAAGAGCAGUCAUAAUGUUUGUUUGUGUUAAAAUGAAUUAACAUUGCAAAAUUUUGUCUGCACACACAUAUAAAAUUUGGAGUGGAUUAUAUGAUGCCGCAUGGUAUAUAGUCGAUUUAUUAAAUUAUAUAUAUAUAUAUGAUCAGAACAUUAAAUGUUCGAUGAUAUCUGUAAACUUGUAUGCUAUGAAUGGGUAAAAGUUUUUUCUAUUAUUACAAAGUAUAGAUUGGAGAUUAAUAGAUUUUACAAAUUUAUACUCAAAUUUUAUAUUUCAUUCUAUGAUAAUUUUUGUUCAAAAGAUAGCAUUUUUAUUAUUAUUCAAAAUCAUUCCCAUUAUCAAAAUACAAGUAAUCACUAAAUCUUGACAAUUGCUAGGUGAUAAUAGCGAGCAAUGUUAAAUUGAUACAUAACUUAAAUAAAACAUACAUUUAUUCAAUGUAUCAUGCUGCAUCAAAUUAUCACGCUCAUGAUCCAAAGUAUGAACGCUUUCAGACUUACAUAACUGCACAUCUGCAUUUUUAUAUAUAUCCACAUUUUUGUGCAAACACUUUCAAACCGCAUAUACAUAAAUACAAAUAUGUAUAGUAUUGUGCCAUUUUAUAGCACUAUUAUUAAUUUUAAUCUAUAUUUAAUUUCAAAACAAGAUCUUGCAAUUGAGUACUUGCCUUCAUUUAUGA